AUGGGUAUCGUCAGCAGCAAGCCCGACGACGGGGCUGCUCUCUACCUGAGAGAUCAGAACCGAUUGAACAUAUCUUCCUUGGUCGUUACAAGCCCACGGAAGCGAACCUCUGUUAACAUUGUCCCCAAUGCAUAUCCAACUACCAAGAUAACCGCCCAGAGAACGCUCGGCGACACAUCUCCCAUAGAAUUUGUUCAGGUUGGUUUGCGCCGCUUCCCCCCAGCUUCCCCUCCUCCCAUCAGUCUUCGACCUUUGUUCACAGCUCCUGACCCGCCCCAGGAUCCCGACCCCUCAAACCCGAGCGGUGCACCGAGUUUUCUAAUCAAGCUGAGCAACGAUGACGAGCUCAUAUUCUCCUUCACAUUUGUCAUGCGCCAGUCGCAGGGCCAACCUGACGCAAAUCCCGGCCCCAUCGAUACCAGCAUUUCCGGCCUCACCUAUGUCAACGCCUCCAACCCCAGAGAAGUCGAGAACCUAGUGACUCGAGAGUUCCAUGCCGACCCGAAUCUACAUAAGAAUGCCAACGUGGCCUUGGUUGGUGACUAUUCAACCGGUGGAAGCCCGUCAGUGACAUUCGAGUGGACAUGGAAGUGGAAGCCGCCGAAGCCCACAGAGGACAGAGGUGGCGGAUGGAGGAACUCGUGCAGCUUUGUUGAGUACGAUUCUCGGGCCCAUCGGCUGCACACAUUGGCGAGCUUCUCCUAUUUUGUUGCAGGCACAGGCGCAUCCUUGAGCCAUCCGAACUCGCCCUCCCCUCCUUUCCUGCUAGCAUCCCCACCCAAAAUUCGAGUUGCCUCGUCCCAAUCAGUAGACUCCCGCAUGACCGUUCCAGAUAUCCUCGACGAACCCGUCUCGCCCUUGAUGCCUACCGCCGAGGUACCACCUACACCCUCGUUCAGGGAAGCGAAGGAGCCUGUCAAGGUGGACGUACCUUGUCCCAAGCCUGGAGACGAAGUCAUGGUCAGCGACGACGGACCAGUCUUUCGGGCUACCCUCAAGGCUCUGGAGCAAAAGACGGGCAACAUGAGGACCCAGAUGAAGAAGGUUCUGAAGAAGGCCGAACACGCACACGCAUGUCAAAUCGAAGCCAACGACGCCUUCCUCGCCUUCGUUGACUCGCUCCGAGAUGCUGCGUCAACCAACGCCAACGCCGUCCAACCCGCUCUGGAGCACUACUUUGACAAGAUUGCGCGAGAGAUUCUCAGCUUUGAGCGCCAAAAUACCUAUAACCUCCAAAAGAUCAUCAUCGACCCUGUAGCGAAGCUAUACCAGGUCGACAUCAAGCAGGCCGAGUCGAAGAAACGAGACUUUGAAGAGGAGAGCAAAGAUUACUAUGCAUACGUAUCCCGCUACUUGGGGCAACGUCAGGACUCGGUCAAGGCUAAGAAGCUUGCGGAGGCCGAUUCCAAGUACCAGAAUAAGCGACGCAACUUUGAGCUCAAGCGGUUUGACUAUUCCAGCUUCAUGCAGGACCUCCACGGAGGUCGAAAGGAACAGGAAGUUCUGUCUCACCUUACGAAAUUCGCCGACUCCCAAACAAGGGGAUUCCUCGCGACAGCCAAGAAAAUCGAGACCCUCCUGCCGCAACUUGAGGCGCUAUCGAAUGAGGUUCAGGAAGCUGACAAGGAAUAUCAAUAUCAGCGACGUGAGCGCGAAGAGAAGAGGCGCCUGCUUGAGAAGACCAAUACUCCCUAUAAAGAGCCUGAGCAGAGCAGCACCAUUAGCAGCAUCCCUAUCGCCACUGCCACUAACGGAAGUGCUGGUAACACCUCGGAUUCCGACCUGGGCCGCGCAGAUAGCACUGGAUCACAGCUUAAUUCUGGAGCCGCGAGCGCUCCUUCGGCCGUGGAACUAUCUAGGUCUCCUGGUAGCGCACAGCCGAUGGUAGGAAGCCCCGUCGCGUCAUCCAAGUUCAAGGGGAUCCGCGAUCUUGAGGAGCGGGAUAGCUCACAAUCGGUUGUCACCCACCGCAAGGAAGGGCUCUUGUGGGCGCUCAACAGGCCUGGAGGACAUGUUGACCCUCGAAACUUGAAUAAACAGGGCUGGCACAAAUUCUGGAUCGUUCUGGAUCAGGGAAAGCUGUCUGAAUAUAGCAACUGGAAACAGAGGCUGGAUCUCCACAUGGAUCCUAUCGAUCUCCGAAUGGCCUCAGUUCGAGAAGCUCGGAAUGCUGAGCGACGGUUCUGCUUCGAGGUGAUCACCCCGAACUUCAAGCGAGUGUACCAGGCUACGUCAGAGGAAGACAUGAACAGCUGGAUCUUGGCUAUCAACAACGCUCUUCAGAGUGCCAUGGAGGGCCGAAGCUACCAGGGCAAGCCAACUUCAUCGAACGGCGACUCCAUCAAGAGAGACAUUGGUUCUGUUCUCACAGGCAAGACACAGUCGCUGAGCCACGGCAACCAUCACAGCUCCUCCAGCAGCGGCAUACCCAGUCGUAGGAUCACAGUGGGUGCACGGCCCAGCGCAGUCAGAACCCCUAGCUCCGGCUACGACGAGUACCCCGAUAGGCUUCUGCAGAUGGUUCGGGACAACGAUCAAGGCAACAUGUGGUGCGCCGACUGUGGUUCUGGAUCCAAGGUGGAGUGGGUGUCGAUCAACCUGGGUAUCAUCCUGUGCAUCGAGUGCAGUGGUAUCCACCGUUCUCUCGGUACCCACGUCAGCAAGGUACGAUCUCUGACGUUGGACGUCAAGUCUUUUACGGUCGAUAUUGUCGAGCUCCUCUUGCUCAUCGGGAACCGUGUGUCGAACAUGAUUUGGGAGGCCAAGCUCGAUCAGUCACAGAAGCCAACAGCACAGGCGAGCCGUGAGCAGCGUCUUCGGUUCAUCACAUCCAAAUAUGUGGAUCGGGCGUUUGUAGAGCCCAUCUCACCGACGCUAUCACGAUAUGCGACAGCGGAUGAGACUCUGCUGGCCGCUAUUAAGAAAAACGAGAUCCAGCAGGUGCUGUACGCCCUGGCACUUAAGGCGAACCCAAACACUGUCGACAAGAUGAGGGGCACUCACGCUGUAUGGCUUGCUCUGGCUGCGGCAGACCCGGCAGCCCCGUCUCCUACCCCUGUGUCGGCAGCCGAUGACGGCAAGUCUGUGCCGUUCCCAGUAGCGGAGCUGCUGGUCCAGAACGGGGCCGAAAUACCUUCAGCGAUGCCGGCGUUUCCUCUGGGGCGCUUUGCGCAGCUCUACGUAGAGCAGAAGCGUGGGCGUGGGGUAACUGGGAGCUCUGGCGACGCAGUCCCCUCACUACCUGGAACAAUGAGUCCAGCCGAGAAGCUUCAGCGUGAGAGAGAAGCUCGACUUCAAAAGCGCGGCUCGCUACCAGAGGACGAAACCGAGACCAAGAAGCCUCGCCGAGCCGAACAUCUGUCCCCCGGCGCGCCAGAUAAGACUCCCGUCGCCAAUAAGCAGCAUCUCCCUUCCCCCGUCACACACGUCACCGAAGACUCUGGCGACCUCGUCAAGGAGGCCACCGUCACUCCUCCGGGGCAGCGACAGCAGGAAAUCACCCCAAAGAAGACCGAAGACGCCUUCUCCCAAGCCCAGGCGCUGUCCUCGCCGCCCCAGGACACCCAGCCGCUCAGCCAGUUUGUCGACCGCCACCCUGCCAUCUCUGACGACAUUGAGGAUGAGGUUCGCGAAGGUGUCUGGGGAUACCUGGUUCCUCUCGAUCCCAAAUAUGGCGACAAGCCCAUUGUCUUGAAGAAGCGAAGUGCGUGUCCCUUGCCAGAGACAGUUGCCGAUGGUGUCAAGAAAGAAGAUGUGCCCAAGACCAACGGUAAAGCAGUCGCGUUGAAGGAAGAAGAAGCCUACGAGAAGAAGAAGACCAAGGGCGUUCCUUCCGGUGGCUAUUUGAUAGGCCGCCAUCCCGAGUGUGACAUUGUCGUCAAUGACGGAAUUGUUUCGAACCGACACUGCCUGAUCUUCACCGAGAACAAGGGCAACGACACCGUUGCGAUCGUCGAAGACCUCUCGAGCAAUGGAACCUACGUCAAUGAAGCCAUUGUCGGCCGAAAUCAGCGUCGCGAGCUGGAGGAGCAAGAUGAGAUUGCCGUCCACGGCAAGGCGCGCUUCGUCUUCCGCUACCCCCAGGCCCGCCAGACAAGCGACUUCUUGCAACAGUACACGCUUCUGGAGAAGCUUGGCAAGGGCCACUUUGCCGAAGUCUAUCUCUGUGUUGAAAAGUCGACCGGUCAGCGAUACGCUGUCAAGAUCUUCACCAAGCACCCUGGCAUGGAGGAUCGCUCAAAGACCGAGGGUCUGCAGCAGGAAAUUGGCGUGCUGAUGGGUGUCAGCCAUCCCAACGUCCUCUGCCUCAAGGACACGUUCAACGAGCGCGACCGUGUCUACCUGGUGCUUGAGCUUGCGCCAGAGGGAGAGCUUUUCAACUACAUCGUUAUGAAGCAGAAACUCAGCGAAGACGAAUCAAGGAAACUAUUCUUGCAGCUGUUCCAGGGCAUCAAGUAUUUGCACGAGCGCAACAUUGUGCAUCGGGAUAUCAAGCCCGAAAACAUUCUGCUAGUUGACAAGAACCUCCAUGUCAAGCUCGCCGAUUUUGGAUUGGCCAAGAUUAUUGGGGAAGAGUCAUUUACGACUACACUCUGCGGAACUCCUAGUUACGUUGCUCCUGAGAUUCUGGCCGAUUCGAAGCAGCGUAAGUACACAAAGGCCGUCGACAUUUGGUCUCUGGGAGUCGUGCUCUAUAUCUGUCUUUGUGGUUUCCCGCCUUUCUCGGACGAGCUAUACUCGCGCGAUUUCCCCUUUACUCUAUCCCAGCAGAUCAAGAGUGGACGAUUCGACUAUCCUUCGCCCUACUGGGAUUCUGUUGGCGACCCAGCCCUUGACCUGAUUGACUCAAUGCUGAUUGUCGACCCCGAGAAGAGGUUUACAAUUGAUCAAUGUCUCUCACACCCCUGGCUCACCCAGAACGCCCCCAGUGUCAACGACAGCACCGGCGGCCUAGUGGGCGGGCUUGCAGGCCUCGAGGUCAACCGACGAGUGCCGGCUAGAGAGCGAACCCUCCUAUCAUCGAUCAACUCGGUGCAGGUUACAGCCCAGCUCGAGGUGGGCAAGAACAAGAACCCUGUCAAGGUGUUUGCCAAGAACAAGGGCCGUGUUACCAACGUUCACAAGGAGGCGGGGCCCGCUUCUCAACGAGCACCCCAAGAGUUCAUGGAGCUGGGAGGUAAGGGCGAUCAAGAACUCUUCGGAGAUGAAGAUUCGAGCAUUUACCCAAUAGGUGAUAAUGCCAGCAAGGUCAAGGCGGGCAAGGCCAAGCGAUAA
This is a messenger RNA of Fusarium keratoplasticum, 5274 nucleotides long. RefSeq names its product Eukaryotic translation initiation factor 3 subunit M. Gene Ontology annotation, biological process: intra-Golgi vesicle-mediated transport; protein phosphorylation. Gene Ontology annotation, molecular function: GTPase activator activity; ATP binding; protein kinase activity. Gene Ontology annotation, cellular component: endosome; cytoplasm; trans-Golgi network. The record is from RefSeq and is a predicted model, not a curated record. Lineage: Eukaryota; Fungi; Ascomycota; Sordariomycetes; Hypocreales; Nectriaceae. The coding region runs from base 1 to 5274 and encodes 1757 amino acids. The transcript is spliced from 9 exons.